Stylophora pistillata is the source of this 3625-nucleotide messenger RNA. RefSeq names its product SMAD family member 3. Gene Ontology annotation, molecular function: DNA-binding transcription factor activity, RNA polymerase II-specific; RNA polymerase II cis-regulatory region sequence-specific DNA binding; I-SMAD binding. Gene Ontology annotation, cellular component: heteromeric SMAD protein complex. Gene Ontology annotation, biological process: cell differentiation; anatomical structure morphogenesis; positive regulation of transcription by RNA polymerase II. NCBI's taxonomy places the organism in Eukaryota, Metazoa, Cnidaria, Anthozoa, Scleractinia, Pocilloporidae. The record is from RefSeq and is a predicted model, not a curated record.
ACUCGAUCCUGUGCAAAGAAAGGGGUGAGCGAAAUUUGCGAUUCGAUUCACGUUUGCUUCCAAGACCAAGUGGUGAACACUGGCUUGUAACAGAACUGGAGUGACCAGGAUUAGCUAGAGUGUUGUCGUAAUAUGACUUCUCUUCUUCCUUUCACGCCACCCAUUGUUAAGAGGUUGCUGGGCUGGAAGCGGAGUACAGACGACGAUGAUAAAUGGGCCGAGAAAGCAGUGAAGAGUUUGGUAAAGAAAUUGAAAAAAACUGGAGGCCUUGAAGAGCUGGAAAGAGCGAUUACGAACCCGGGUAUUCCUACAAAAUGUGUGACAAUACCUCGCAGUUUAGACGGCCGUUUGCAAGUGUCGCACCGUAAAGGUCUGCCUCAUGUGAUUUACUGUCGACUAUGGCGUUGGCCGGACUUGCAAAGCCAUCAUGAAUUGCGACCUAUCGAGUCGUGUGAAUACGCUUUUAGCUUGAAGAAAGAUGAAGUUUGUGUGAAUCCUUUCCAUUAUCAGCGAGUAGAAACACCAGUUCUUCCACCUGUCCUUGUUCCACGUCAAACAACUGAAGUUCCCAGGGAACGCCCAGCACUGCCUGAAUACACCAGACCAGAAAAUACCUCAUUUCCUACCCAAGAGCCUACUAACUCCCCAUUCCAGUUGCCUGAUACUCCAGGUUAUAUGUCAGAGGAUCAGUGCUCAGUUUCAGGAGAUCAACCACAGAGCAUGCAGACAGAUCCAGGUCCUCUUUCUCCAGACCCUUCCCUUGCAGAUGCGCAACCUGUGCAGUACACGGAGCCAGCAUACUGGUGCCAGAUUUCAUAUUAUGAGAUGAACACGAGAGUUGGAGAAAUUUUUCAUGCAGCUCGACCAAGUCUUACUGUUGAUGGCUUUACUGAUCCCUCUAGUUGUGACAGAUUUUGUCUGGGACUGUUGUCUAAUAUUAAUCGCAACCCUCAAAUAGAGAUGACACGUAAACACAUUGGGAAGGGAGUGCGUCUCUAUUACAUUGGUGGGGAAGUGUUUGCUGAGUGUUUGAGUGACAGUAGUAUAUUUGUACAGAGCCCCAACUGUAAUCAACGGUAUGGUUGGCACCCUGCGACUGUGUGCAAGAUUCCACCUGGAUGCAACUUAAAGAUCUUUAAUAACCAAGAAUUUGCUCAGUUAUUGUCGCAGUCUGUCAAUCAAGGUUUUGAGGCAGUGUAUGCAUUAACUCGCAUGUGCACUAUCAGAAUGUCGUUUGUUAAAGGCUGGGGUGCUGAGUAUCGCAGACAAACUGUCACAAGCACGCCAUGUUGGAUUGAGCUUCACCUCAAUGGGCCCCUUCAGUGGCUUGAUAAAGUUCUAACACAGAUGGGUUCUCCUUCUGCUCACUGUUCAUCAAUGUCCUGAUGAAUUUUACUGAAUGUAGUAUUUCAUGUGUGAAUUUUUACUGAAUGCUUAGAGAAGCAAGUUAGGCUUAAAGCUUUUUAAAUCCUCAAAACCUUUUACUGGGCUUUGUGUAUGAUAUAUCGCAUGCAAAAAUGCCAUAUACUGACUUAUUAGUUGAUUCCUUUUUAGAAAGGCAAUCUGCUAUUAACUAUAUUUUAUAUAAUUAUGAGAAUCAAUGAUUGCAUACAAAUGUGCCUUUGAUGUCCAGAGAGAGGGAGAAAUGUACAUAAAACAGCCAUACUCAGUUGCAAGUUUCCAGAAAGUUUUCUUUUAUAUUUUCUUUUUAUUUCCAUCACAAAUUACAACAAUUACAAUUGUAGAUUGUUUGGGGUAUCUAUACGAAUCCUUUACUCUCAAACCAGAACCUAAUGAAUUUCCAUUUGCAACUCAUUUUAAGGCUAUCAACUGAAAAGAAGACAAGUGUACUUUGUUUAGGUCAGAACAAGAAUGGAAAUUAUAUGUUUAGGGCUAUUUUGGGGUUAGUACAUCUAGAGGCUGCUUUCAAGAAAUUGCAAACAUAGAAACAAUGCAGUAAAAAUGAAUCACCAUAGGCAAAAAACUGAACAUUUGUUAAAACACUGGUUGGGGUCACAUGUUCAAACUACACUUAAACAGUAUUAAACAGUUAAGCUCUACUUAAAGAGUUUUAGUGUUCAAGAAGAAACAAGAAUUUAAGUUUGUCAACUGGUUGUAUUUAAUAUUUAAAAGCCCUGUCAUCUUUAACACUGUCAGUGACGAAUAAUGUAGGAAUUUGCAACUGUGUCAAGGGAAGGGAAAAUUUUUGAAAGUAGAUCUUGAGAGGUGGAUGUCUUUUGGCACUGACACUGGAAGUAAGAGCACUUUUAGCAGCUGAUGUGAGUCACACAAAAUAAGUUUUGUGCCACAUAGGUUUUCUGUAAUGACUGUUCGUCACCUUACUAUAAUGUAUGUCUAUUGAAUUCAGUCUUAAUAACUGUAUACCAAAAGUAAAUAAGAACAAGUAGCUAUAGUAACCUAUGAAAUUUAACAGCAAAUUUUAAAAGAAUUUAGUACAGUUUUCUAUCAAUUUAUGAGUGAAACCUUGAAAUUAGGUGAACAAGGAAAAGAGGUUUGCCUUGUUAGGGAAAAGUGGGAAAGCCAUUCAUGGAAUGCAGUACACAUAGUUUUAUUCAAAGUGUUUCAAAUUUAGUUUCACAUUAAUGCUCAUUUUAGUAUGAGUAUUUGGUACGAGUCUCUGUUUUCUUUCUGCUUGUCAUUGAUGGAUAAGCAAGGGGAGCAGUAUAACAAUGUAUGUGUGCCACAAUUCACCAUUUAAAACUGAUCUUAAAACUGUUAUAGUUUGUUGGAAUAUGCCAAGUGUGGCCUACUGUAUGCUGAUAAAUUUCUCACCCCUAAGUUUGGAAUGAUAAUUUUAGAAUGGUACACAGACUGUUGAGCAGCAGGCCACUGGAGCCUUUGGUUCUUCAGGAAUUACUGUGGUAUCAUUCCUUUCAUACUAGUGAAAAAGAAAAUACUCAUUGCAGUCUUCGAUGAGAUUAAGAAUGACAUUUUUAACCCUCAUAGUAAUUGUAAAAACCUUAGCAACAGUGAUUGAUUUGUAUUUAUUGCUUAUGCAAGGAUUGCAACUUGCAUUUCCAAACUUAAGAAGAAACUUGGCAUAUCAAAGGCAAUUAACAAGGAGCAUUGCUAAAUAAAUGCGGUGUGCUCUGUUGUACAGGAUUAUAAAGAUUGUUUUAACAGGCUAGUUUAUGUGAAACUUAUUUGUUGAAACAUGGACUUUGCAAGCUGUUUAUGGCCCUCUUCCUUUUUCCAUGAAUUGCAGCUUGCCAAUUACUUUUUUUGUUAAUUUGUUAUGUUGUUGUGGAAGUGGUAAAUGCAUUUUCUGUUAGGCUUCAUGUCUCGUAAAAUUAUACAGUACCAUCAGUCUUAAAAAAGCAUAUUUUUUUUUUAGUCUUUGAGGGUUACGAGAAAGGUGAUGUUUAAACUGUAAUUAGAAUUUUUAGAUGGUUAUUGUAGAUUGUAAAACGUAACUAGAAAUAUGAUGGCACCUACUAAAGCAAAUAAUACAAUUUAAAUAGAACCUAAAGGCAUUGCACAGCAGUUUAUGUUUGCAUCUAGUACAAAUUUUUACGUUUACAACUCUGAAGUUUUAAUUUCUCACCUGUAUUGUGCAUAAGCUAGCUGGUAAAUAUAAAGAAUGGUCCUAUUUUAACUUUGUAAA